Salvelinus fontinalis (brook trout) is the source of this 552-nucleotide messenger RNA. RefSeq names its product pol-RFamide neuropeptides-like. The record is from RefSeq and is a predicted model, not a curated record. Bases 1 to 552 code for a protein of 183 amino acids. NCBI's taxonomy places the organism in Eukaryota, Metazoa, Chordata, Actinopteri, Salmoniformes, Salmonidae. The transcript has a single exon.
AUGUACAGCAUACUGGGCAGGUAUGGACAGCAGACCACUAUCUACAGCAUACUGGGCAGGUACGGACAGCAGACCACUAUCUACAGCAUACUGGGCAGGUACAGACAGCAGACCACUAACUACAGCAUACUGGGCAGGUAUGGACAGCAGACCACUAACUACAGCAUACUGGGCAGGUACGGACAGCAGACCACUAACUACAGCAUACUGGGCAGGUACGGACAGCAGACCACUAACUACAGCAUACUGGGCAGGUACGGACAGCAGACCACUAACUACAGCACACUGGGCAGGUAUGAACAGCAGACCACUAUCUACAGCAUACUGGGCAGGUAUGGACAGCAGACCACUAUCUACAGCAUACUGGGCAGGUAUGGACAGCAGACCACUAGCUACAGCAUACUGGGCAGGUAUGGACAGCAGACCACUAACUACAGCAUACUGGGCAGGUACGGACAGCAGACCACUAACUACAGCAUACUGGGCAGGUACGGACAGCAGACCACUAACUACAGCAUACUGGGCAGGUACGGACAGCAGACCACUAACUAA